ACGGUCGGCUCCCUGCCGCUGAGUGGCCGCUUCCACCCGGUGGGUUUUGCGCUGCGCGCCGGCGAGGCGGAGCCUGCGGGACAAGAUGGAGCUCCUGCAGGUCCUGAAGCGCGGGCUGCAGCAGGUCAGCGGCCACGGCGGCCUCCGCGGCUACCUACGGAUUUUGUUCAGGGCCAAUGAUGUGAGGGUUGGUACAUUAGUGGGGGAAGACAAAUAUGGAAACAAAUACUAUGAAGACAACAAGCAGUUUUUUGGCCGUCACCGAUGGGUUAUAUAUACCACUGAAAUGAAUGGCAAAAACACAUUCUGGGAUGUGGACGGAAGCAUGGUGCCCCCUGAAUGGCAUCGUUGGCUUCACUGCAUGACUGAUGAUCCUCCGACAACAAAACCACCUACUGCUCGUAAAUUCAUUUGGACAAACCAUAAAUUCAACGUGACUGGCACUCCACAACAAUAUGUACCUUAUUCCACAACUAGAAAGAAGAUUCAGGAGUGGGUCCCACCUUCAACACCUUACAAAUAAAGACAAUUAAAAACAUUUUAAACAUGUAAAAUGUGAGGCUUGACAUGUAAUUGUACUUUUACUGCUUACUAUUAACGUCAUUAAAAUUGUUUGAUUAAGCCA
Messenger RNA from Vicugna pacos (alpaca), 625 nucleotides. It is a transcript of the gene NDUFA12, whose product is annotated as NADH:ubiquinone oxidoreductase subunit A12. Gene Ontology annotation, biological process: response to oxidative stress. Lineage: Eukaryota; Metazoa; Chordata; Mammalia; Artiodactyla; Camelidae. Gene Ontology annotation, cellular component: membrane; respiratory chain complex I. The record is from RefSeq and is a predicted model, not a curated record.